AUGGGGACAGUGAAACGUGAGCACGAGCUGCAACAGCAGCAGCAACAGCAGCAGCAGCAGCAGCAGCAGCAGCAGCAGAAGCAGCAGCCACAGAUGGCCUCGAAGAAGCCGGAGCAGGAGCAGUCGGUUGCUGCAGCAUUUGCUGCUGCAGUAGAAGAAGCGCUGCAGCAGGAGGCGCCUCUAGCAGCAAAGUGGUCGAGGGUCCCCCUGGGCCUUGAUGAUGAGGGCCGACUGGGUUUGUUGGUGCUGCAAGACGGCCGCGAAUUUGCGGGGAUGGUAGCUUACCCUGAGUCUCUGACGGACCCUUCUUACUCCGGGCAGAUUCUAACGCUCACGUAUCCACUGGUUGGAAAUUACGGGGUCCCUUCCCUUGAAACAGAUGCGCUGGGGUUGCCGCUGCACCUUGAAGGCACUCGCGUGCAUGUGAGUGGUUUGCUGGCAGCAGAUUAUAUUCCCGCUGCACUUAGUCAUUGGAGAGCGAAGAACAGCCUCAGCAAUUGGCUGCAGGAGCAGCAGGUCCCCGCGUUGUGGGGUAUAGACACCCGAAGCCUCACCAAACACCUCCGAGAGGUAGGAACUAUGCUGGGGAAGGUGGUGGUGCUAUCAGAGGAGGAGGAGCAGCAGCUGGAGCAGCAGCAGCAGUCAGCAGCAGCAGCAGCAGCAGUUGCAGCGCUGCAGUCUCGCCUGGAGUCUCACCCUUCGGUGCGGCGCAUCUUAUCACGCUGCAGCUGCCAGGAUCAGCUGCUGCUGCUGCUGCAGCAGCGAGCGCAGCGAGCAGCAAAGCUGCAGGCCUGGGCUGCUGCACUGCAAGCAGCUGCGGGUCGUCUCCCUCUUGACGAUCCCAACUCCCGCAACCUUGUUGCUGAAGUCUCUCGAAAGGAGCCUCAGGUGUUUGUCUCUCCAGUCAACCCUUCUUGCCACCAGGUGAAAGUGUUGGCUAUCGACUGCGGCAUGAAGACAAACAUUUACCGACAAUUCCUCUAUUCGAACUUCCCAGAUUGCAACGUAGUCCUCAAGGCAGUACCUUGGGAUUACGAUAUAAGCAACGAUUCGUUUGAUGGUCUCUUCAUCAGCAACGGGCCAGGAGACCCCACAAAAUGUGAAGCAACUAUCAAAACCAUCGCCAAGGCACUGAAGCAAGAGCAGCCAAUAUUUGGCAUUUGCCUGGGCAAUCAGUUGCUAGCCCUUGCUGCAGGGGCAAAGACAUACAAAAUGAAGUUCGGGAAUAGAGGUGAAGCAUCUGCUGCUGCUGCUGUUGCUGCUGCUGCUGCUGUUGCUGCAGCUGCCGUUGCAGCUGUCGCUGCUGCUGCUGUUGCAGCUGUCGCUACUGCUGCUGUUGCUGCUGCUGCUGUCGCUGCAGCUGCUGAAUCUGCUGAUGCAUGUGCUGUUGCAUCUGGUG
This is a messenger RNA of Eimeria acervulina, 1399 nucleotides long. RefSeq lists its product as hypothetical. Gene Ontology annotation, biological process: L-arginine biosynthetic process. The annotation marks the transcript as partial. Lineage: Eukaryota; Apicomplexa; Conoidasida; Eucoccidiorida; Eimeriidae. The record is from RefSeq and is a predicted model, not a curated record. Gene Ontology annotation, cellular component: cytoplasm; carbamoyl-phosphate synthase complex. The transcript is spliced from 9 exons.